GUGUAAGUUACUUCAUUUCUAUCACUGAAAUAAACAAACUUUUUGUCUUGUUAAGAUAGGGAAAAUGGGUUGGCUCUCUUGGAUUUGGGAUUGGCUAGCUUUUCUUGGCCUAUCCAACAAAACUGGGAAGAUUUUGUUUCUCGGACUUGAUAAUGCAGGUAAAACUACACUCCUGGGUAAGCUGGCUACCGAUCAGGUACACGUUUAUCGUCCUACGUUCCACCCCAACGUCGAGGAGCUGACAUUGGGUCGCAUCAAGUUAAAAACUAUCGACAUGGGAGGCCACAGCGAAGCUCGACGUUUAUGGAAGGACUACUUUACAAAGGUUGAUGGUGUUGUGUUUAUCGUUGACGCAGCUAGACGGGAUCGCUUUGAGGAGGCGAGAACUGAACUCGAUAAUUUAAUUCGUUCCGAGGAACUUUCUCGCACGCCAUUUUUGAUUCUUGGGAAUAAAAUCGAUAUUAUUCAGGCGUGCUCGGAGGAUGACCUUACGUACGCGCUCGGGCUCACCAACCUACGAACUGGUAAAACAACCAAGGUUACAGACCCGAAUGUCCGUCCUCUCGAGGUUUUUAUGUGCAGUAUCGUUCAGAAAUACGGGUACGGAGAUGGAUUUCGGUGGCUGUCUCAAUAUCUUCAAAACUCAUAAGGCAUGCUAAAGUUACAGUAUUUUUUUAUUUAAAGGGGUGGUAAUAUAUGCACUAGUUGGUGUGCUUUCAAUAAUAUUUUCCUGAUGUUAUGUGUCUUUCUUUUCUUUGAACACAA
This is a messenger RNA of Phytomonas sp. Hart1, 765 nucleotides long. The record is from the annotation of a GenBank genome assembly. Lineage: Eukaryota; Euglenozoa; Kinetoplastea; Trypanosomatida; Trypanosomatidae.